Drosophila eugracilis is the source of this 543-nucleotide messenger RNA. RefSeq names its product trissin (gene Trissin). The coding region runs from base 66 to 389 and encodes 107 amino acids. The record is from RefSeq and is a predicted model, not a curated record. The transcript is spliced from 3 exons. Lineage: Eukaryota; Metazoa; Arthropoda; Insecta; Diptera; Drosophilidae.
CACGGGACAGGACUCCGACAGAGGAUCAUAUGACUGGCAGAGAAUUGUGAGCAGACUGCCGACCAAUGACCAAGACAACGAUGCAUUGGCUGGCCCACUUCCAGGUCAUUUUGAUAUGCAUUUGGCUAAUGUGCCCCAGCUCGAAGGCCAUAAAAUGCGACACCUGUGGCAAGGAGUGUGCCAGCGCCUGUGGCACCAAGCAUUUUCGGACCUGCUGUUUUAACUACCUUCGCAAGCGAUCUGAUCCGGAUGCACUGCGUCAGAGCUCGGAUCGAAGGCUCAUUGACUUUAUCCUGCUGCAAGGACGAGCUCUCUUCACCCAGGAACUGCGGGAAAGACGCAACAAUGGCACUUUGAUAGACCUCGGACUGAACACCUACUACCGCUAAGGACUCCUCCCCCUGAUGACUCUUACUGUAUUGAUAAUGAUUGAUAACGAUGAUUGAUAUGAUCCAAUGGCUUUAACAAACGGUUGAAAUGCUUGAAAGGUUAAACUUCCAAUAAAGGCACACACUUCUUUGGGGCACUGUGCUUGAUGAAGCA